AUGCGUUUCACUUCUGCCGUCGUCAUUGCCCUCAUCGGCGCUGCUCAGGCCUCGCCCAUCGCUGCCCCUGAGCCCGUUCUCAACACCGUGGGCUUGGAUGCCCCCAUCGAGGCUCGCGCCAUUCUCAGCGGCGGCGAGGAAGCCGCCGCCCUCGACAAGCGCCUCGAGCCCAUCAGCACCGCCAUCCUCACCGCUGCCGGCACUGCGGCGGCCACUGCGGCGGUCAACGCGGCGGUCAAGGCCAUCGAAAACGCCAUCAAGGGCCUUCAGAACUGGGACAAGGCCCGAGAGGAGUUCACCAAGAAGGUCACGGCUGAAAUGUGGUCCAAGGCCGACAAGACGGCCUACUCUGCUGCCGUCUGCUACAACAUGGGCUACGACGCCACGAACAUCGACGGCAAGACGUCCGUCCAGAUCAAGUCGGGUCUCCUCAAGACCAGCUACGACUGCUUCUUCAUGAAGGCCGGAGCAAACACCUUCCAGGCCAAGGGCGAUGGCGGUUUCCAGAACCUGGCGGCUCAGCACGACAGCCGCUGCACUUAUGACAGCAAGUCGGUCAAGCUUACUUGCAAAUAG
Messenger RNA from Pyricularia pennisetigena, 576 nucleotides. RefSeq lists its product as uncharacterized. Lineage: Eukaryota; Fungi; Ascomycota; Sordariomycetes; Magnaporthales; Pyriculariaceae. The coding region runs from base 1 to 576 and encodes 191 amino acids. The record is from RefSeq and is a predicted model, not a curated record. The transcript has a single exon.